AUCAUCGUCCACGCCUCAGACUAUAACCAUGGCCAACGCGUCCUCGAAGAAGAUCGCAGCUAACAACGCUAAGAUCCUAGCUAACCUUCGCAUUGGUUUCUUAGUUGUUAAUGGUUUUUAUGUUUUGUGGAGAGGCAUAAUGUUCUGGAAAACUUUCACAUUUUCCACUCUGUUGGCGUACAGUAUCACAAGUGGCAUCACUUUUUACUUUUAUAAUGUUCUCAAGAACGCUGGCACACCAAACUACAAAGCAGAUGGAAGUAUUGCUAGCGGUGGUGACGAUCUUAACGCAGAAGGGUUGACAGCUUACAUGUUUGAUAUCAUUUAUAUCACAUGGUUUGUACAUAUCACCACGGCGGUAAUCUCCUCCAAAUUCUGGUAUACCUACAUUGUGAUUCCUGUUUACGCUGGCUUCAAAUUAUGGCCAUUCAUUGCACCAUACCUCAAGAGCAGCGGUUCUACUGAGGAAAGCAAUGAACCUACUGGCCCAGCAAAAUCAAAGCGUCAAGCCAAGCUUGAAGAAAGAGCAAAAAAGGGACAAAACGUUAAAUACAAACGAUAAAAUAAAAUUUGCAAGUUGCAAAAUACAGUUUUAAUUUUAUUGAUUGAGUACGUGCAAUUAUGCUCAGUUUUGUG
Umbelopsis ramanniana AG is the source of this 636-nucleotide messenger RNA. RefSeq lists its product as uncharacterized. Lineage: Eukaryota; Fungi; Mucoromycota; Umbelopsidomycetes; Umbelopsidales; Umbelopsidaceae. Gene Ontology annotation, cellular component: intracellular membrane-bounded organelle. The transcript has 5 exons. The record is from RefSeq and is a predicted model, not a curated record. The coding region runs from base 29 to 562 and encodes 177 amino acids. Gene Ontology annotation, biological process: vacuolar protein processing.